Messenger RNA from Diachasma alloeum, 1535 nucleotides. It is a transcript of the gene Cox10, whose product is annotated as protoheme IX farnesyltransferase, mitochondrial. NCBI's taxonomy places the organism in Eukaryota, Metazoa, Arthropoda, Insecta, Hymenoptera, Braconidae. The transcript has 7 exons. Gene Ontology annotation, biological process: heme biosynthetic process. Gene Ontology annotation, molecular function: protoheme IX farnesyltransferase activity. The coding region runs from base 179 to 1417 and encodes 412 amino acids. The record is from RefSeq and is a predicted model, not a curated record. Gene Ontology annotation, cellular component: membrane; mitochondrion.
CGCAAAAUUCAUGUGUUUACGCAUUGACAGAAUGGAAAAUUAGUCUGCGAAGAAAAACGUUCUUAAUCGAUGUGCAUGUUGUGUGUGGCAACUUUGCGAUAUUUCGUUGUUAAUUAAUAUGCCGCGACGAGUCCAUUCCACGAUGAUGUUGGGCUAGCGCGGCAGUAAUUCUUUUAUCAUGAUAUCACUAUCGGUUUCACUGAGGCUCUGCAGAUAUACCAAAUGUUGCAACAAAAUUUUAACAACUUCAUACUCUGCGAGACCUGUGACGAAAGAAGAGCCUCUCCGGGAGCCACCAUGGAUAACAGUCUCGAGUGGCUCGAAGACCCCCCUGGAUAGAUCAAAAUUGAGUCCAGAGGAUUUAAUACCACCUGCCCAGGUUCUGGCGAAAAAACUUGACACCAGCAGUAUUCAAAAUGCCAAGAAUUUGGAGGGAGGGUGGAAAGAACUGGCACUAGACUCCACUAAAUUACACAAACACUGUUUAGCACUAUCGAAAAUCCGUCUGACAUCUCUAGUUGUAAUUACGACAAUGGGAGGAUAUGCCCUGGCCCCAGGUGCUUUUGACCCUCAGACAUUCGUCCUGUGUGCUCUAGGAACUGGUCUUGUGUCAGCCACCGCAAACUCCAUAAAUCAAUUUUUCGAAGUUCCAUUCGAUGCUCAAAUGUCGAGGACGAAGAAUCGAGUACUUGUACGGGGACAUGUCACACCUGCACAUGCCAUCGCCUUUGCAACGAUUUCCGGUAUCACUGGACUCUCGAUACUGUAUUUCACAGUCAAUGGAUUGACCGCCGCACUCGGCGCAGCCAACUUGGUGCUGUACACGCUUAUUUAUACACCAAUGAAACGAGUGUCGAUUCUCAACACGUGGGUUGGAUCCGUUGUUGGAGCAAUUCCACCUCUGAUGGGUUGGGCAGGCUGUGUUGGAGACAUUCUAGCGCCUGGGGCCUGGAUAAUGUCGGGAAUGCUGUACGCAUGGCAGUUUCCCCAUUUCAACGCACUCUCCUGGAACCUCAGACCUGACUACAGUCGAGCUGGGUACAGGAUGAUGGCUGUCACCAACCCGGGACUCUGCAGGAGGACUGCUCUGCGAUACACUAGUGUAUUAAUGGGACUCUCGUAUUUAUCACCCAUGUUGGAGGUCACUAAUUGGUGGUUCGCAGCUGCCUCUACUCCGCUCAAUGCAUAUUUCCUAUAUUUAGCCUGGCAGUUUAAUAAGAAAUCAGACAGUGCAAGUUCUCGAAAGCUGUUUCGUUUCUCCUUAAUUCACCUCCCAAUUUUAAUGCUCAUGAUGCUGUGCAGUAAGAAAUCUUGGGCCAGUGGAGCGAGCGAUGAAACGACGAGUCAGAAAAUUAGUGCAAAAGUUGCAGAUUUGUUUGAGACCUCAACGAGGCUGUUCUCGCCGACCUCAGCGUAGAUUAAUAGAUUUUUAAUUGUGUAAAAACAAACGUGUACAGUUCAUCACCCCCAUGUACAUAAAUCACCAUUGUGUAAUUAAGUUAUGAUGAAGAGUAAAUUAUCUCGUUAAAAUGAUA